Vigna radiata var. radiata (mung bean) is the source of this 2420-nucleotide messenger RNA. RefSeq names its product geraniol 8-hydroxylase-like. Gene Ontology annotation, molecular function: heme binding; iron ion binding; oxidoreductase activity, acting on paired donors, with incorporation or reduction of molecular oxygen. The annotation marks the transcript as partial. The transcript has 3 exons. The record is from RefSeq and is a predicted model, not a curated record. Lineage: Eukaryota; Viridiplantae; Streptophyta; Magnoliopsida; Fabales; Fabaceae.
AUCUCAAAGCUUCCUUAUCUACAAGCAGUGGUGAAGGAAACUUUACGCUUGCAUCCACCUGCCCCAAUGUUAGUGCCACACAAGUCAGAAGUUGAUGUUGAACUAUGUGACUUCAUGGUACCUAAAAGUUCCCAAAUUCUGGUUAAUGUAUGGGCCAUGGGUAGAGAUUCAAGUAUUUGGCCAAACCCAGAUGAAUUCAAACCUGAAAGAUUCUUGCAAAGUAACCUUGAUUUUAAAGGCCAAGAUUUUGAACUAAUACCCUUUGGAGCAGGAAGAAGGAUCUGUCCUGGAUUGCCAUUGGCUUCCAGAACUGUGCCUAUUGUAUUGGCUUCUCUUUUAUGCAAGUAUAAUUGGAAGCUCAAAGAUGGACAAAAGCCACAAGACAUGGAUAUAUCUGAGAAAUAUGGGCUUACCUUGCAUAAGGCACAACCUCUCCUAGUCAUUCCAAUCCAAGCAUAAUACCUAGGAAGAUUAUAUGUGUAGUGAAAAUACUAUUGAAACCCUCUCUUUAGCAUGCAGAUGGAUUAAAAUAAGUGAAUGAGUAGUAAAACCUUGAUACUUUUAUCCCUUUUACUUUUUCCUAACUUGGUUAUACUAAAAUUUUUGAAAUUCUAGGAUAACCCUCUUCUUUCACCUUAUUUCCCUUUGUAGUUAUGUCUCCUCUUGUUCUUAUAUUUUACUUGUCACAAAAAACACAAGGUUAACGUAGGGUAGUCGCAAAUCUUUGAUGGAAGAUGAUAGUAAGAUUCAGAACAGCAUUUUUAACACUAAUUUUGAUUGCUACUGGUAUAAAAAUAAGCUAUGGCAACUGCUCGCUGUAAUGACUUGGAAAUUCCUACAAGGUAUUGGUUUUCAUUAGCAUUAUAUGUUUGUUAGCUGAUAGUGUGAUACCUAACUUCACCCUGGUGACAAAUCAAUUAAAACAUCACAAGCUUAUGGGAAUCUUCAAAAUGAGUCUGCAAAGCAGUUGGUUAAUCAACUUAUGAGUGGUGAGUUGAGGUAUGUAAUGGACACAACUUUUUCUUACAUUUGUUAGCUUGUAUGUUUCAUGAAAUAUCUUUCACGAGCUAGGCAAAGUAGCAGCUGAGAGUAAUAAAAAAAGGUAGCCAUCUGAGAGUAACAAAAGAAGGAUGGAUUUUUCAGGACCAAAGUUUCAUAUUGAAAGGAUAGAGAGGUUAAAAGUAGUCUACCAAAUCCUCUUAUAGCAUGCCUUUGAUAGGAUUACUAUGGAGUUAAAUAGUUACACUAUUUUUAACAUCCAAAAAGGGUUGAAUAGAUCUUUAAAACACUUUCACUUAUGGGUAAACGGUCUAAUGAGGUAUUUCCUGGUUCAAAAUAGAGUUUGAAAUCAUAAGAUUACAUAAGUAUUAUUUUUUAUGUCAACUCUGUCUUACACAAGUUCAUAGAGUCAUUCUUGACUAUCUCUUUUGUCUUCCCACAUACAAGUAUUAUUUUAACUGACAUCUUAUAUUAUUGCACUCAGCUUGUUUAAUGAUUUAUGAGUUGAGAUUUUGUUGCUUGCCUGGUGUUCAAAACUUGAGCUCUUUCAUGCACUUCAUAAAAAUUCUGUAAUAAAUAAGAAUAUGUGUUUUUGCAUAGUUCUUUUUCAUGAAACUCCUCUUCUGCCUUAACCUUUGGUAAUUGAAUUUGCAUAGACUACAAACAAAAAACAUGAAGAGUAAAUACUUGAAGUUGUUUAGUACUGACCCAAGAGAUUAAUUCUUAGUUUGAAGUUUGAACAUUAGAUGCAUAAAUAUGUUAAUGUUGCUGAUUGAAAGUUGGCAAGAGGUAGUAAGAGCUAUUGGCUUAAGUCAGACUGAAAUAAUGCUUUUCAGAUUUCAGGAUUCUGCAUUUAUUAUUCUGUGGCUAAAUGAAUUAGAUGUUCCUUUGUUUGGUUCUCUUUUUUGUCUCUCAUAAUGCAACUAGUGUGUAGUUACUCUGCCUUUUGGAUUAUGUAAUCUGUCUUUCUAAUUAUUUGUGUCCAAUAUAUUAGUCUGUUUUUUUCCUGUUUCUUGCAGUAAUAUGUUGCUUGGUAGAUGGGUUUAUCAGCACACUAAAGGUGCCUCAGCAGGUGUUGGAUGACUUUAUCUUCUUUGACUUUCUGGACAAAACCUUCAGGUAUGUGAGCAUGAACGACAAUCCCCGAAGACCCUAAAACGACUCACUCUUGAUUUUUCACCACUCCAUGCUAUUUCUGGGGUUUUCUGUUUGACUACUAAAGUUGGAUUGCAGUUUUGCUACACACCAUCUAACUGCUUCAAGCCAAAAAACUUUUGGAAUUUGUCUCUCACUCAGUGUUCUCGUACUGUGUUCAUGAAUGUUUUCUUUUUUUUUUUCAACGAAUCUAUUUUGCUAAGACGUGUAGGUAGUUUUUAAUUGCAUAGAUCCAUGCAAAACUCUUCAAACUUUAUUGAAGUAAA